AAUGAAGUUGGUGAUAGCGUUGGGAGUAUUGUGCUGCCUGGCGGCAAUCGGAACNGCAUCGCCGCUGCCAAAAAUCUCAGCGGCGACUUCUACGUCGAAUCAGGUCGCAACCGGAAGACAGGCGACGCAGCAGCCAGCAGCAGUCAGCGAAGACGAUGACGAUGACGACGAUGACGACGACGACGUCGACUUCGAUAUCACGGGUGACGACGACGAUGACGACGAUGACGACGACGAUGACGACGACGACGAUGAUGCUUCCGAUUAUUUCGAACGUUUCAUCGAGGAUAUAUUAGGUGAAGAGGACGACGAUGACGACGAUGAUGAAGCCACCCCUGUAGAACCAGUGGCGCCAGCAGUGGCGGCGCCAGUAGCGUCUGCACUUCCGGCGGCUGUUGAAGCCGAUUUGAACGCCGCCGCCGCGGAAGCGGAGCAUGCAGCAGAAACCGCUGCGGAGAGCACAGCCGUGGAUAGCGAGCCGACAGCCGUCGAGGAAGACGAAGGAAACGCAGUGGGAGAAGGGCAAGCCGUAUCCGGUAUCCACGAAACCGGGCUCGAAGGUGCGGAAUCCGUGUCAAAUCCUGUCCACGUCCCAGCCGUAUCAACGAACGAGGCAGAUACCGAGGACGAUGAUGACGAUGAAGACGAGGACGACGAGGACGACGUCGAUCUGGUAUACACCGAGGUCGACGAUGACGAGGACGAGGACGACGAGGACGAUGAGGAUGACGAGGACAGCAUCGCCGACAUCGCUGGCGCCAGGCAAGCACGAAUGAUGCAGUCGGAACCAAGCAACGACGUAUCGGCGAUUUACGUGGCGAAAUACAAUCGUUUCGUGGACAACAUCUUAGGAAGAAUUAAUAAAAUCUUACGUAGCAAUUAUGACCCAGUGACGGUGAAAUUGUCCAAUGCGAAUGCCAAAUCGAAGUCUGGUAAACAGAAGAGCAAAAGCAAGACGAAGAAGAACAAUAGCAAGACUGGAAUAAAGAAGAGCAAUAUGGGAAUAGUUUCGGUGACCACAGAGAAAAUUAUCGAAGAAGUUCCUGAAAACACACAGAAAACUCUGGAGGCCGUUGAAAAUACGACUAUGUCAGCUGCUACCGUUGAAAAGGAAGCAACUACUAUCGUAUCUGAACUUCAAGUGUCAAGUAGAUCAAACGUGGAGACAACCACAAAAUCUGCAAACAAACGAGUAUCUAAUUCGAAUAGCAAGAAAUCAAAUAAAACUCGUGCUGGAACGAAGAACAAAACGAAACAGACUAGCAGUAAUAAAAAUAAGACAAAGAAAAAUAAACCAAAGGCGAGAGCCACACUUUACGGACUCGCGAGCCUACAAAGAUCCGGAGACGUGUCUGUGAACAUGAUGAGCGAUCACACCAUGAUCAAAACGAGAUUUACUCUCGGUCCUUUGAUACUAAAGGUUGAAAAGGAAUUUGGUAGGGCUGCAAAGAAGGAAUUGAGAAGCGCGACUGCUACCACUGCCGAAAUGUCGGGUAAACUGAGUCUUCGAGUUCUUCAUGGUGGUGCAGCUACCCUCAAUUCCAUCCGCGUUCUGCAACCUAAACAGGUGCGAGUGGAGAGCGCGGACGAUCACGACAGAACGCGCGAAUUCGUCUGGAAAAGAUCAUCGCACAUCGCUCAUUUAGUCUCGGAGAAAUUAUCAUCGGCCACGAGGUCGAUGCUUCGACCUCCACCUGUUGCAGUCGCCGCCGCUUAAAUCUUCCUUCGCAUCAUCGUUGGUCUUAAUGAAAACCUUCAUCCACCAUGAAAGCGGACUUCUCUCUUUGUCUUUAUUUCUUAAAUUAUUAGACCGCGAAUUUUUAUGCAAUUUCAUAUUUUUGCCAAGAGAGAUCUAAAGAAACGAUAUCUAGUAAUAGUAGUAAUAGUAAUACGUUUCGCCUAUUAAAAACUAUGAUCAUUCGUACUUAGUAUAUUUUAUAUAUUUUUGCAUAUUGUACGCAUUCUGUGGAUUUUUGUAUUUUUAAAUGUUUAUCAGAAACGCACAAAAAUCCAGAGUCUGUGAAUCAUUAUUCGUGAGAGCAGUCUUCUCUUUAUGGUAUUUGCGUUUGGUUUUAUGGCUGUUUGUUUCUCGAAUCUAAAGAGAAUCUUCUGUAAUUUCGUUAGCUUCGAAUUGCGAGAAUUGGAUGCUUUCGUUGGAUAAGAAUUUAAGCAAUUGAUUCUGAAUCGUUUUGAAUAGAUUAGUUAACGGAGUAUGUUACAUAGUAAGUAGAAGAGUAACCAAAUUUAUUGGUUGAAAUGUUAUGAAAAAAAUUAGAGUGUCGAUGAAUGCAUUUCAAUUCUCGAUUGGCUCUCUAAAUAUCUCGGUAUACGUAUCUGUUAUGCUUCGUGCGUCAUUGAUAGAAUUCACGAUGUUCGUUAUAGAUAAUAGUUUGAUUAAUUGGACGAUGAUAGAUAUUGAUAAACUGUAUGUAGAAGAGCGUGGAGUUGUGGCAAAAUUAACGUACUUUCGUACCUUUUCGCUUUCCAUUAUUAUUAUCUAAAAACUGACAAAUUUCUAUUACUCAGAUCUUGUGUUUUGGCUUAGAUAUGGUUUGAGGAUUCAAUGUUACAGUUUUAUAUCACUGGUUUAUAUUUUUAAAGGUACAAUUUAUUCAUUUCUCUCUUUUUUGUUUUAAACACUGGGAAUUUUAAGAGUCAACAAAUAGCAAACUGUUUAUCCUUCCUUCGCUUCAUUUUAAUAACAAUUUUUGUAAGAAAGAACGAAGGAUAAACUGGUUUUGAAAGAGUUAUGCAUUUUCAUUCUAGACCAAUAUUCGCUAUUAAUUUAUUUAUUUAUUUCUAGUAGUUUCUAUGAAUUAUUUGCAAAGUCUGAAACAUUUUCAUGCUGCGAUAUCGAUAUAAUCUGCAUUUAUACCUAUUGUUUUAUGUUACCCGAUACUUAAGACAAUUGAGCUUACAUUUAUAAAAAGAUUCGUUGUAAAAUGAAUAAGUCAACUUUUUAUACUGUUUUAAUGAAUAUUCUAUCAAUAUUUAUAUAUCAAUAAAGUACUUUAAGUAGAUUUA
Molecule: messenger RNA, 3024 nt
Organism: Bombus impatiens (common eastern bumble bee)
Lineage: Eukaryota; Metazoa; Arthropoda; Insecta; Hymenoptera; Apidae
Product: protein bfr2
Exons: 7
Coding region: 2-1717 (571 amino acids)
Source: RefSeq, a predicted model, not a curated record